GUUUUGUGAAAUGCAGGAGUCAUAGCUGUGUUUGCAAAUUAAAAUCAUUAAGAUUUUGUGCUAUGUUUAAGAAGUUAUUUGAUAUAAAAAUAAAAACGUAUACAAUAAAAGCUAAACUAUUUAUAAAAUAUUAAAAUCGUUUAAAAAAUGACACUGCCAGAAUUUUUCGGUUGCACUUUCAUAGCAUUUGGCUUGCCUUUUGCGUUAUUUGUUUUCACCAUCUCCAAUGAUCCAAUACGAAUAAUAAUACUUAUAGCUGCAGCAUUUUUUUGGUUGGUAUCAUUGCUUGUAUCGUCUGUGCUUUGGUUCAUAGUGGUACCUCUACGAGAAUAUUUGGCGUUUGGUGUAAUAUUUUCCGUGUUGUUUCAAGAAGCCUUCCGCUUUAUAGUGUAUCGUUUAUUACGCCGCUCGGAACAGGGCUUGAGCGCAUUUACGGAUAGCAUACGUAUUACGGAAAAUAAGCAUAUAUUAGCGUAUGUUUCAGGCUUAGGCUUUGGUAUAAUGUCUGGUGUAUUUGCGCUGGUGAAUUUGCUAGCAGACAUGGCCGGACCUGGAACAAUCGGACUUAAAGGUGGUUCAGAAGUCUUUUUUAUAACUUCAGCAACGCAAGCCUUGUCAAUUGUGCUGUUGCAUACUUUCUGGAACAUCAUUUUCUUUAAUGCUCUCGAUAUAUCAAAUUAUUUGCAUGUAGGGUAUGUUGUUGGUACACAUCUAUUUGUGUCCCUAAUCACUUUGCUGAAUGCAAAUGAAAUGUAUGCAACCACUUUGUUGCUGAGUUAUUUUGUAACCAUAACGACUGGAUUAUUAGCCUUUAAAGUGGCUGGCGGUAGUGCAAGAUCGUUUAAACGGUUUAUUACUUGUCAAUGAAUAG
Messenger RNA from Teleopsis dalmanni, 871 nucleotides. RefSeq names its product gamma-secretase subunit Aph-1 (gene aph-1). Gene Ontology annotation, molecular function: protein-macromolecule adaptor activity. Gene Ontology annotation, biological process: Notch receptor processing; Notch signaling pathway; protein processing. NCBI's taxonomy places the organism in Eukaryota, Metazoa, Arthropoda, Insecta, Diptera, Diopsidae. The record is from RefSeq and is a predicted model, not a curated record. The transcript is spliced from 2 exons. The coding region runs from base 148 to 867 and encodes 239 amino acids. Gene Ontology annotation, cellular component: gamma-secretase complex; membrane; endoplasmic reticulum.